UGCGUCUCCAGAUUGGCGCCAAAGCAUAUUAUGGCAACAUCGCUCAAAAGCUAAAGCUGAUACAGCGGGAGCGUGAUUCGCGCGGAGCUGUGUGAACUUUGUACCCUCGAAGCUCACCAAGCGAUAGCGUCGAAACUUCCAAGCACGAUAUCCUCUUCAUGCAGCCCACGCGCCACUGCGGCAGAUCAUCAGCUCUUCGUAGUACUACUUAAGUGCCCUUCCUUCCGCCCAUCCUGGAGUCCGAACAUCUUCUCGCCUCCUCGAGCAGGCACAGUAUCGAGCUGGCUGAGUCCUCCUACCUCCACCCUUCCCCUUCCAGAAUGGCGUCCACCGAGGAUAAGACCAAGAGCGAGGCCGAUGUGCAGUCCGGGACCUUAGCAGCUCCGACGUACGAGGCUGCCGUGAGACGCAGCGAGGAUGAAUACAUGAUAAACAAGGGCGAUUUACUGGCGCAAGAGCAUGUUGAUCCGGUUCUUGAUGCGAAGAUGAAGCUCGUCAAUGAUGCGAUUGACGAGAUUGGCAUGACGCGAUACCAGUGGAAGCUGUUUGUGUUGAAUGGAUUCGGAUACGCUGUGGACUCUUUGAUCUUGCUCAUCCAGAGUAUCAUCGCUGGCCAAGCCGCGUAUGAAUUCAAGCCUGGCUUUCAAUACGGUCUCACCGUCGCAGUCUACGUCGGAAUGUUGGUGGGGGCUCUGUUCUGGGGCAUCUCAGCAGACAUUAUCGGGCGAAAGUAUGCGUUUAACGUAUCGCUAUUGAUCAGCUCGAUCUUUUGUAUUGUGGCAGGCGCAGCGCCCAACUGGAUCGUUCUCGGCCUCUUCGUUUGUCUCUCUGCCUUCGGUGCUGGAGGCAACCUGGUGCUCGAUACCGCCGUGUUUCUCGAGUAUCUUCCCGGCAAAGACCAGUGGCUUCUUACACUGAUGGCCGCUUGGUGGGGAUUAGGUCAACUUAUUGCUGGUCUCUUCGCAUGGGCGUUCAUGCCAAACUACAGCUGUCCUGGAGAUCCGGUUGAAACUGGUGUGCCCUGCAACUGGGACACAAACCCUGGCUGGAGGUACAUGUGGUUCGCGAACGGCUCGCUAGUGCUCGUGUUGAGUCUUUUGCGUGUCACAAUCAUCAGACUUCGUGAGACCCCAAAAUUCCUCGUAGGCGAGGGCAAGGACGCGGAAGUCGUCGAGACUUUGCAGUUCAUCGCCAAGAAGUACAACAGGCCUUGCAGCCUCACCAUUGAAGAUUUCCAGGCUUGCGGCGUCACUGGCGACUACCGCAGACGUGACUCUGCUGGAGCUGCUCAUGCCGAAUCGAAGUGGUCUCUCAGCGAGUUUGGAACGCAUAUUUCAGGUCUCUUUACUACCAAGAAGCUCGGGCUUUCCACGUCUUUGAUCUGGUUCUCGUGGCUACUCAUUGGUCUGGCGUAUCCUCUCUUCAACGUCUUCUUGCCCGUGUACCUGGACACUCGAGGAGCGCAGCUUGGAAAUUUCUCCCAGAACAUCAGAUGGCGAAAUUACGCAAUUGCCAACUUGUGUGGUAUCCCGAGUCCGGUUUUGGCUGGCUUCAUGUGCAAAUCACGAUGGUUCUGGGGACGAAGAGGAACUAUGAUCAUUGGUGCUCUUUCUGCAAUGACAUUUUUCUUCGCCUAUACUGAGGUCAGGACCGAUGCUCAAAACUUGGGCUUCACGUGCGCCAUCAAUUUCUGCCUGAACAUCUACUACGGCACCCUCUACGCGUACACCCCAGAAGUCCUGCCUUCAGCUCAUCGUGGUACCGGUAACGGCAUCUCAAUUGGAUUGAAUAGAUUGAUGGGAAUCAUGAGUGCAGUCGUUGCCACUUUUGCUGACACGUCGACUGCCGUUCCAAUUUACAUUUGUGCCGCACUAUAUAUCGUGAUGGCUAUGGUGGCGGCCUCAUUUCCCUUCGAGCCCAUGGGCCGUCGAAGCUCAUGAGCAAUGCACAGGCCAUUGGAGGCACCGCAUCUUGGUGUACAUAUGAAAGGGAAAUCGCCUCACCGGCCGAUGAGCACUUCCCGCCAUUCCAACAGCACUUAUGAAUAGAUAACCUCCAGUCCAUCAUGCCAGCACUUCACGUGUUCCGCCA
Messenger RNA from Cercospora beticola, 2091 nucleotides. RefSeq names its product MFS transporter. Gene Ontology annotation, biological process: transmembrane transport. Gene Ontology annotation, cellular component: membrane. The record is from RefSeq and is a predicted model, not a curated record. Gene Ontology annotation, molecular function: transmembrane transporter activity. Lineage: Eukaryota; Fungi; Ascomycota; Dothideomycetes; Mycosphaerellales; Mycosphaerellaceae.